Rotaria sp. Silwood2 is the source of this 1286-nucleotide messenger RNA. Lineage: Eukaryota; Metazoa; Rotifera; Eurotatoria; Philodinida; Philodinidae. The record is from the annotation of a GenBank genome assembly.
AAAAAAAAAAGUCUAUAUAUGAUAUAUUUUAAAUUUACAGAGAGAACAUAUCAAUUAACCAACUGGUAGUCGGAAAUUUUUUGGGCAAAAUGUUUGCUCAUUUUUGGCCCACUUGAAAAUAUUUCAGACGCGUCGACACCUAUAGAUUAUAACCAGAAUUUUGUGCCAUUUCAGAAUAUGGGCUUAGAAAUUUUGUGUCAGUUUUUGUUCGAGAGUAGUGAGAGAAUCUUUGAAAGGUCUGAAAUAUUAGUUUGGGCGGAAAAUUUUUUCGAAUUUUUUUUAUAUUUUAACUAUUGUGAUUCGAAACUAAAAGUUGGAACCUUGAUUACUCUAUUAGUAGUAGAGCGAAAUUUGCCCUACAAAAUGUACUAUUGGAGCUUUUUCUGGUUGUUAGGGAAGACAUCUGAAUUUUCGUUUUCCCUAUACUCUCAUUUUUGAGAAAUCGACUUGUUGACCAAAAAGCAUUUUCCACAAAAAGGAGCUUCUGACAAAAAACAUACAACUUUACUUGUGCAAAAAGCUACAACUUAAGUCAAUAUAACACUUUGUAAAUAAGUGUCCGCUCUCCAAAACUAUCGUGUCCGAUAACUUUUAGCAUCUUCGAAAAAGGAUAUAUGUGGAUUAGGAAAAAACUGUUUGUGCGUCAUCCAAAUAAAGUUUUAAGGCCUUUCAAAGAUAUCUUCACUGCUCUUGAACAAAAAAAGAUACAAAAUUUCUAAGCCAUAUUCCGAAACAGGGCCAAAUUCUGGUUCUAACUUAUAACUUUUGAUUCGUUUGAAAUACUUUCAAGCAGGCCAAAAUGAACAAACAUCGUGCCCAGAAAUUUCGGCUCACAUGCUCCGCCCAAACUAAUUUUUCCUGACCUUUCAAAGAUUCUCUCACUACUCCCGAACAAAAACUGACACAAAAUUUCUAAUCCCGUAUUCUGACAUGGCACAAAAUUCUGGUUCUAGUCCAUAGGUUUCGAUUCGUCUGAAAUAUUUUGAAGUGGGCAAAAAAUGAGCAAACAUUUUGUCCUAAAAAUUUCUGACCACCCGUUAUUUAAAUAAUAUUAUGUUUAUUUAAUAGGUGAAAGUAUUCCUGUUUUUCUCAAUAAUAAAGAAACUGAAGGUGGUCAAGGUAAUUUAAUUAAUCCAAUAAAACCAGAAGUUCCAACAGUUGGUCGUCAAUAUGUUGCUUGUAUUUAUGAUGAUCUUAAAAUAAUUGAUUGUCUUAUUGAUAUUGAUUGGAGUGAAGUUGAUGAUUUAGUUAAAACAGCUAAUGCUAGACGAAGAUCAAUUGUUUAA